Pyrus x bretschneideri (Chinese white pear) is the source of this 2795-nucleotide messenger RNA. RefSeq names its product protein NO VEIN. Lineage: Eukaryota; Viridiplantae; Streptophyta; Magnoliopsida; Rosales; Rosaceae. Gene Ontology annotation, molecular function: zinc ion binding; nucleic acid binding. The transcript is spliced from 7 exons. The coding region runs from base 15 to 2669 and encodes 884 amino acids. The record is from RefSeq and is a predicted model, not a curated record.
CCUAUCCAAAAUUAAUGCACCUGGACGACCUCGUUGGUGCAGCGACAGGAGAGACGAGAGGGAGCCACGCGUGGAAUACAUGGAGAAUUUAUUUUUUAAGAAAGGGACGUCCACCGCUGUCCAGUUUCACUCCGUUUCUUUCCGCCAUGUUCAGGCACCCUUCUAUUUUCAGACCGCCCUCCGCCGGAGAACGGGAUUGGCGACAACCGCUGCCGCCUCAGCAACCAUACCCACAACCUCUAAACCCCAAUUUCUCUCUCCAAAACCAAAACCCCACCAAUUCAUCCUAUAUUUAUCCUCAAAACCCCGCCUUUGCCCCCUACCUUGCCCACAACCCCAAUUUCCCUAGUUUUACUAUCCAAAGCCUUAAUUUCCCAAUCCAAACCCCUAGCUUCCCGCUCCAAAACCCUAUUUUUAAUCCCCUACAGCUCCCAAAUCCAACGUUUCCGCCUCAGACCUCAUCCGAGAACCCGAAACCCAAUGUUGAUCCUCAACAGCUCCCAAAUUCUGCGUUUCAGCCUCAGACUUCAUGUGAGAACCUGAAAGAGAUGCUGGAGAGCAUCGAUCAGGCAGUCGAAAAGGCUCGCGGUGAUUUUGUGGCGGCAAGAAGGAGCGUCUCGGCGUGGAAGGUGUUACAGUCUGCGCUUGUGACGCUCAAGGUUGAUGACUGGAGCUUUCUUCUCGGGCUUCAAAUGCAUCAAGUCCCUUCUCUUCACCGCCUCAUGCUCACCGAAGGCAGGAUAAGUUCAUUUAUCCAUUGCUUUGUUCUAGCUCGAAGAAUUACAUCUUUGUAUGAUUUGGAACUUGCAAUCUGCAAGAAUGAGGAGAUUGAGGAGUUUGAAGUGCUGGGAUUGGGCCCUUUGUUCCGUCACCCCCUUGUUUUGCAUUAUUUCCCAGUGAGUUCUGAUACAACUGAAGUGUUUAAGAUAACUAGCGAGGAGAUACUAUGUUUACUCACCUUUUAUCAAGAACAUAAACGUAAAGUCUCUGUUGAAGAAUUUUUGGAUUAUAUUGUUAAGAGGCGAUCAGUUGCAAGCAAGGAAAAUAUCGGAAUUCGAAUUUGUAGCUUGGGGGUGCACGUUUCUUCUAUUCGGAAAGGCAGGAAGUUAGAACGUGCCGCUCUAAUUAAAUCUCAAGAGCAAGUUAGAAUGCGCCGCUAUAAGAAGAAGGAACCAAUUCUUACCUCAUUGAAUGAGCGGCUAGACAAGCAUUUCUGUGACAUUUCUCAGCAUGCUGAAUUGUUUUCUGUUGUACAAAAGGAAUUUUGUGACAAGAAAGAUAGAUUUGUUUCUUCAAGUUCAAGGGAUGGAGGUGGUAAGGAUUUUUUACAUGAAGAUGACAAAGAUAAAGGUCAUGCAUGCACCGAGGUUAACUUUUCGUUACAAUCUGCUAAAAUUUCGGACCAAGUGAGUAACUCUACUUACAUGUCUGCAAUAGAGGAGAGGCCUUUGCUUGGAUCAAACCACCCUUCUCCGGCUUGUGGAACCCAAAAGCAUAAUGAGGGUAAUGGGUCCGUAAAAAAGAAACGAAAAUACGAAAAUCUAAGCAGCCCCAUCUCUGUCCCCCAAAAAUUACGAAAGAGAGACAAGGUAGAACAAGAUGUUCUUUUUACUAAGAAUGACCAUGAAACCGAGGAGGACAUUAGUAUGAUUAAAACUGAUCUUUCAGUUUCCAGUGAUUUUUUGAGGAAGUUUAUUACAACUUGGAAGGAUGCAUGUAAGGAGCAGACUGUGACUGAGGUACUUUGGAGCAUGCUUCAGUGUUAUGAUAAGAGGAUGAAAAAAAUCAGCAGAAUAUUUGCUUCAGACCCAUUGAUUGGAUUAUUGAAUGUUGCCGUCUCAUCUAUCAAAUGUGGAAUGUGGGAUAGCAUGUAUGAUACAUCCCAAUCCAUUGGCCAACACGAAUUAAGUAGAACUUCUACUGAUAAAUACUCUGAAUAUUUGAACUCAGAUGUUGAAUCAAAUAUUAAGGAUGCACCGCCAGUCAUUACUGAACAUGUUACCCAACAUACUCAGACCUCACAGUGCCUAGAGCUGGAUCAUGGCCGUUGUCAGAGAACUCAUGGAUGUUAUCAGAGAGUGCUCACCAUGGAUUAUGACAAUGUUGUGGCAGCCUCACACUGCCUGGAGCAGGAUCAUCAACGUCGUCAGAGGAUUCGUGGACGUCGUCAGAGAGUGCUCACCAUGGAUUAUGACAAUGUUGUGGCAGCCUCACGCUGCCUAGAGCAGGAUCAUCAACGUCGUCUGAGAAUUCGUGGACGUCGUCAGAGAGUUCUUGGUAAGCCAGUCUGGUGUAUGCAGAAGAUAAUCCAAAAGAGUGAGAAAAAGAACACGGGCAAAGGCUCAUCCAGAGGAUCUCCUCUUGAAAAAAAAGUCUGCUAUCUGUGUGGUCAAGUUGGACACGUUCACAAGAACUGCUUCCAACAGACUGGAUCAUCUUUGGCUCCAGAGGAUCCCUUGGAAUUGGUUCAGCACCCAGCUCAGGUCAAACAGAUCUGUUGGGAAAUUUCCAGUUCAUCCCCAGCCACAACAGAGUACGAACAGAGCACCAAUGCCACGGAACAGUGGAUGCGAAUUUGUAGCAUGUGGACCUGCAGGUGGUCAAGUAGCUGUUGCUGGAGAAGCGAUGGAAGAGAAAGUCAAUGCUGUGGUAUAUGGUGUGUCAGUUGAAGACAUAAUCAGGAAAGUUGCUACAUAUUUUGAAUUUGAUCAUGGAAUGUGCAUCAGCGGUGAGCCACUUCAGGAGAAGAUAUUUAUCUUCUUGAGAAAGCUUUGCAAUUGUGAAAUUUGGUUGGU